Messenger RNA from Leishmania braziliensis MHOM/BR/75/M2904, 777 nucleotides. RefSeq lists its product as hypothetical. The record is from RefSeq and is a predicted model, not a curated record. Lineage: Eukaryota; Euglenozoa; Kinetoplastea; Trypanosomatida; Trypanosomatidae.
AUGGCGGACACGGAGGUAGUGGGGGACGCUGGCGCCUGCGCCUCCUACCUUGAUGAAGCACUCUUUCCCUACUGCUUCUAUGCGCGUCUCCUUCAGACGCAGGGUGCAGCCUCCAGUGUGCCGCCUGCUACCUUGUCUGCCAGCCUGCAUACCUCAGCUCUCCUGCAGGCGCAGAAGCUACGGGUGGACGAGGACGAUGUAGCGAUACGCCUUGCUGGGCGACUGCGUGAGCGGACUGCACGUGCACACGGAAGCCUUCAGGGAUUAUGCAGUGUCCCGCCGGGAAACCUUGUCGCACCCUUCUGUGACCCCACGGUAGAAGAGCAGCAGGCGCAGCUGCACUCCGAGUUGACUGCGUUUUUGUUGGAGGUGCGCCGAAAGAACCUCGCGUCGGUGCAGCUGCGCCAUCAGCUGCAGCACAGUCGCGCUGUACAGGCGCGCCUCCACGACAAUGGACGCUUGUUCUUCGCUGUCCUUCGAGGAGGGGUGAUUCGUUCACGCGUGUCGGGAAAAAAAAUUGAGACUUUUCUCCGAACAUGUUUGUCGUCUCUGCUCCCGCUGUGGAAACCCGCGCUGCUGAGCCUCCACACCAGCGAGCGAUAUAUAUAUAUAUAUAUACAAAAGGGAGCAGAAACGAAGGAAAAGCAACGAACAGACAACUGGCGCCAAAUGCUUCUCAAGGCAGCAGGAGCACGGCACGACCCUCUUGGAAUGAAUUGCCACUAUGUGCUCAGAGCGACACACUUACUUACCCCCAUUCCUGACUACUGCCGCUAA